GAAAUGGCUCCUGUUAGAAACGGACGCGUUCUAUUCGACGAGAUCCUACCGGUACGCUACCCAGAUCCAGCCAGGACGACAGUCUAUGAUCACUCCCAGACAAUCGACCUUGAGAAAGAACCCUUGGAGGGCGGUUUCCUCGUCAAGACUUUUGUACUCUCCGUCGACCGGCUUUCUGAGUAUGUUGACGUUGCUGUGCGCAGGUUGGACUCGUUCGGCGUCGGUGUCGUGUUACGCUCUGAGAACCCAUCUGUCAAGCUAGGCGACCACCUCCACAUUUUUUACCCUUUCCAAGAGUAUUUAGUUGCAAAGGACGCGAACGCCUUCUACGUGCUGAAGAAGAAGGAGAAGUUUCCGUGGUCCGUAUACGUUGGCGUCUUGGGGAUGCCAGGUCCUCAAACCGCGCAUCACGGAUGGAAGGAAUUUGCUCACGCGAAGAAGGGAGACGUUGUGUUCAUCAGUUCCGGAGGAGUGCCGCUUAUUUUUCACGAUACCGUGAUUCAGCUUGCGAAAGCUGAGGGGCUGAAAGUCAUUGCAUCCGCUGGAUUCGAGGACAAGAUCGACUUCAUUCGUUCGCUCGGCGCAGAUGUCGCUUUCAACUACAGGACGACGAAGGUGCUAGAUGUGCUCCACAAAGCCUACUGGGACAGUGUGGGUGGUGAGACGCUCGAGACGGCACUUGAAGCUGCUGCCAUUAGUGCUCGCUUCAUUGAAUGCGGUAUGAUCUCGGCUUAUAACGGCAGCGAGCCUUACUUCGUGAAGAACCUCGUCAACAUCAUCGCCAAGCAGCUGCGCAUCUCCGGAUUCAUCGUCACGUCCCUAGAGGAUAAAUGGCGCGCGGACUUUUACAAGGAGUUUCCUCCUAAAGUUGCCAGCGGCGAGAUCAAAUACAAGGAAGAUAUAAACAAGGGCCUCAAGUCGGCUGGUCAGGCGAUCCUGGAUGUGAUGACGGGGAAGAACAAGGGAAACAAGGUUGUCUUGGUGGCCGAGGAGUGAGUGCCUGUUGGUUGGCAAGUGACUCAGGUCGCAGUGUAACUGUGUAAUGGAUGGAUGGAUGGGUGGAAUGGAGUUAGCAAUAUAGUGCGUUACAAAGUGUAGCUUUUAGUACGAGUCAGUGAUCACCUUUGGAUCCGAAGGGUUCAGGAUGAGUGGCGCAUAUAUUGAGGUGGGCCAAGUACUCAGUACAUACUAUUACUUCAGUCUGUAAUAGAUCAUCGAUCAAUGGUG
Messenger RNA from Laetiporus sulphureus 93-53, 1227 nucleotides. Its product is annotated as NAD-P-binding protein. The record is from RefSeq and is a predicted model, not a curated record. Gene Ontology annotation, molecular function: oxidoreductase activity, acting on the CH-CH group of donors, NAD or NADP as acceptor. Lineage: Eukaryota; Fungi; Basidiomycota; Agaricomycetes; Polyporales; Laetiporaceae. The transcript is spliced from 9 exons. The coding region runs from base 4 to 996 and encodes 330 amino acids.